Molecule: messenger RNA, 408 nt
Organism: Nycticebus coucang (slow loris)
Lineage: Eukaryota; Metazoa; Chordata; Mammalia; Primates; Lorisidae
Product: centromere protein X-like
Exons: 1
Coding region: 1-408 (135 amino acids)
Biological process (GO): resolution of meiotic recombination intermediates; kinetochore assembly; DNA repair
Cellular component (GO): FANCM-MHF complex; Fanconi anaemia nuclear complex
Source: RefSeq, a predicted model, not a curated record
AUGAAGGGAGAAGGUGCGGGCUUCCAAAAGGAGCUGGUGAGCAAACUGCUGCACCUGCACUUCGAGGAUGCCAAGACCAAAGUCAAUGGGGAUGCACUGCAACUUAUGGUGGAAUUGCUGAAGAUCUUUGUUGUAGAAGCAGCUGUCCAUGGGGUCCGGCAGGCCCAAGCAGAGGAUGUGACCCUCAUGGAUGUGGAUCAACUGGAGAAGGUGCUCCCUCAGCUGGAGUCCAGAGGCCGCCCCACACGGAGCAGGCCUCUUGUCUCCUGUGGCCUCUGGUUUCAGACAGGGAAGAUCUUGAGAGGUCUAGAGCAGGAAGAUUGUCCUCCAGCCUUCUCAGGAUGGUGUCAUUUGCCCGGCUUUGCUGCAGGACACAGCCAGUGUAGGGUCUUGAGGACAGGCCCAUAG